This is a messenger RNA of Bombyx mandarina (wild silkworm), 1183 nucleotides long. Its product is annotated as protein snail. The record is from RefSeq and is a predicted model, not a curated record. Gene Ontology annotation, molecular function: RNA polymerase II cis-regulatory region sequence-specific DNA binding; DNA-binding transcription factor activity, RNA polymerase II-specific. Lineage: Eukaryota; Metazoa; Arthropoda; Insecta; Lepidoptera; Bombycidae. Gene Ontology annotation, biological process: regulation of DNA-templated transcription.
AUGCUUGUAGAGGACUCUCAAAAUCGUUCAGUGCUGGCGAAGAACUAUGCGCACUGUCCGCUGAAGAAGCGACCGGUGUUGGUGCGGGAGGAGCGGCCUGCGACGCCGCCCACUACGCCGCCUCAUCCCGCCCACCUUGCCACGAGACUUUAUUAUGAUUAUCAUUGUGACAUGGAAAAUGAAGAACCUGAGAAUCUUAGCACUAAGCCCGAAGACCUGUCCAAGACAGGAAACUAUCCGAGCAAAGCUUCGUCGCCAGUUUCAGCGAUGACGGUUAAGGUUGAACCAAGAGAAUGGUCUCACCAGCUGCCCGACUAUAUGUCAGCUUGCCGGACUCGCCUCGAGCCGGCACCAACAGAACUUGCACGACCUACGCCGCAGUACCCUUACAUGCCGACAUUGUAUUCGCCCUACGCAUUUGAAGAAUUAUACCCAGCAGCACCUGCUCUGUCCCCUCCGAUACACCCGCAAUUGUAUACGCGUUACUCACCCGCAUCACCGCCGUCCUCGUGUUCACCACCACCUUGCCCCGAAGAUCUAAGAUCACCCGGUUCCGUUUCUUCCGACUCGGGAGUUUCCGUUUCGGGAACACGUCGUCCUCGGUAUCAAUGUUCAGACUGCGCAAAGUCUUAUUCGACGUAUUCUGGUCUCUCGAAACAUCAGAAGUUUCACUGUGCUGCUGCGGAAGGUAGUCUAGCAAGGAAGUCUUUCAGCUGCAAAUAUUGUGCAAAGGUUUACACUUCUCUUGGUGCACUUAAAAUGCACAUCCGCACGCAUACGCUACCCUGUAAAUGCCAUUUAUGCGGUAAAGCCUUUUCAAGACCCUGGCUUCUUCAGGGUCACAUCAGAACGCACACCGGUGAGAAACCGUUCUCCUGCCACCACUGCAGGCGCGCAUUUGCCGAUAGAUCGAAUCUUCGCGCUCACCUUCAAACCCAUUCGGAUGUGAAAAAAUAUUCGUGCUCUGGUUGUGGUAAAACCUUUUCCCGUAUGUCCCUCCUGAGUAAACAUUUGGAAGGCGGAUGUGGAGUACCAGGCAGCACGCCUUACGAGUAUCGUCCUGAAGCAAUGCAAGUUGCGCAUGCGCACCCAAACCUCCCACCGCCCGCUACCGUGCACGCCUAUUAAUAAGACUGAAUGGAUCUCCGAUCUCAAAUAUUGUAAAACAUUAAUUACACAAGUA